This is a messenger RNA of Ictidomys tridecemlineatus (thirteen-lined ground squirrel), 835 nucleotides long. It is a transcript of the gene Tmed5, whose product is annotated as transmembrane p24 trafficking protein 5. The record is from RefSeq and is a predicted model, not a curated record. Lineage: Eukaryota; Metazoa; Chordata; Mammalia; Rodentia; Sciuridae.
GAGUAUGAGGCUGACGGCCCUGACGCUGGGCGUGAGGAGGCUGGGACUGGGGGGGGGCGGUGAGGAAAAGGAAUGCUAGCCCCGCCCUCAGUCCCUACCCUUUGGAGGACAGCACUUUUCACACAGCGCGUUUGCCGCCGCCGCGGCCGCCACCUGAACUUUCUUCAUAUUCUGAGUCUCCCUGCCACGAGGAGUCCAGGGAAAAAAAGCGGAGCCGAGGCGCCAGUAUCUACACCUCCCACGCCACUUUCAGCCCAAGCUCGCCCCAGCAGGGAUGGGAGACAAGAUCUGGCUGCCCUUCCCUGUGCUCCUCCUGGCCACUCUGACCCCAGAGCUGCUGCCGGGGGCGGCCGGCUUCACUCCCUCUUUGGACAGCGACUUCACCUUCACCCUUCCCGCCGGGCAGAAAGAGUGUUUCUACCAGCCCAUGCCCCUGAAGGCCUCGCUGGAGAUCGAGUAUCAAGUUUUAGAUGGAGCUGGAUUAGAUAUUGAUUUCUACCUUGCCUCUCCAGAAGGCAAAACCUUAGUUUUUGAACAAAGAAAAUCAGAUGGAGUUCACACGGUUGAGACUGAAGUUGGUGACUACAUGUUCUGCUUUGACAAUACAUUCAGCACUAUUUCUGAGAAAGUAAUUUUCUUUGAAUUAAUCCUGGAUAAUAUGGGAGAACAGGCACAAGAACAAGAAGACUGGAAGAAAUAUAUUACUGGCACAGAUAUGUUGGAGAUGAAACUAGAAGACAUUCUGGAAUCCAUCAACAGCAUCAAGUCCAGACUAAGCAAAAGUGGUCAUAUACAAACUCUGCUUAGAGCAUUUGAAGCUCGUGAUCGAAACAUA